AUGCCCCUUGUACGGGCUGUUUCAGUCGUAGUUAUUUCCACUAUUACAGUAUUAUACGACUUGGUCAUCAAGACGUAUCUGCCUGGCUAUGUGAAUUUUCCCCCAGAAAAGAAUCUCACAUUUGAUGGGCAAGUGAAUAUUUCUAUGGUGGUCGUCGAACCAACUAAAAGUAUCGUUCUCAACGCGAAGAAUAUCACUGUGAUCCCCGAAAAAUGCGAAGUGUUCUCGAAAUUCAGAGGUGAUCAAAAACUUGAUAUUGAAAGUGUGAUGGUCCACGAAAGGCUUGAAAAGCUGGAAUUUCUCUUAAAGAAGCGUUUGGAAAAGGAUCAGGAAAUUGUGCUCAAGGUAAACUACACCGGCCUCAUCAGCAACACCCUUGGUGGACUCUACCAGGCUACCUAUACUACUGCAAAUGGAACUACCAAAGGAAUACCUAUGAUGUGCGGAUGUGUGGUUUCGGUGGGAAACUUCAAGAAGCUGGCAGUACAAGAGAGCUGA
Molecule: messenger RNA, 498 nt
Organism: Cooperia oncophora
Lineage: Eukaryota; Metazoa; Nematoda; Chromadorea; Rhabditida; Trichostrongylidae
Source: the annotation of a GenBank genome assembly